AGCCCGUCGGUGAGCAGGAGCUCCAUGUGGAUCCAGGGUUGAAGAAGGAGCAUCUGAGACCGUGAGCUCAGCUCAACUGCGUCUCCCGUUUGCGUCUCUGCCUGAUCUCAUCAUCCUCUUCCUCGCCGUGGGAAUGAACGCCACCAUGUCUCUCUGUACCCACGUCUUCCUCCUCCUCUUCCUCCUCCUCCUCCCGCUGCCCCCCUGCCAGCCGGAGUCCCAGCGCAGCAGGCCCAGCUUUGCUCCGGACCUGAGGACGGCCCUGCCCUCCACGCUGCCUUCGACCUUUGCUCCUGCCUCGUCUAACAGCACGCCGGCUAACGGCAGCGUGACGUGUGAGGAGGUGGCGACCUGCAGUCCGGGCAUCCUGCUGCCCGUCUGGAAGCCUGACCGCCCCGGGCUCGGGUACCAGGUGACCCGAGCUGUGAUCUACUUCGUGUCCCUCAUGUACAUGUUCCUGGGAGUGUCCAUCAUCGCAGAUCGCUUCAUGGCCUCCAUAGAGGUCAUCACGUCACAGGAGAAGGAGGUGACCAUCACUAUGCCCAACGGGGAAACGUCAGUGGCGACGGUUCGGAUCUGGAAUGAAACGGUUUCUAAUCUGACUCUCAUGGCUCUGGGCUCCAGCGCUCCGGAGAUCCUGCUGUCUGUCAUAGAGGUGUGUGGUCAUGAAUUCAAGGCCGGUCAGCUGGGUCCGGGGACCAUCGUUGGCAGCGCCGCCUUCAACAUGUUUGUGAUCAUUGGGAUCUGUGUGUGGGUGAUCCCGGACGGCCAGUCACGUAAAAUCAAGCAUCUCAGGGUGUUCUUCAUCACCGCCUUCUGGAGCAUCUUUGCCUACAUCUGGCUUUACCUCAUCCUGGCCAUCAUAUCUCCGGGCAUUGUGGAGGUGUGGGAAGCCCUGGUGACGCUGCUCUUCUUCCCAGUGUGUGUCAUCCUGGCUUGGAUCGCCGACCGCCGUCUGCUUUUCUACAAGUACAUGGGCAAGCGUUACCGUGCUGACAAGCGCCACGGCAUCGUCGUGGAAACCGAGGGGGACUUGACCCCCAGCAAGGGCGGUAUGGAGUUGAUGAUAGAUGGCAAACUCACACCUGGAGGGGGCGCCAUGGUUCCAGCUGAAAACUGUGGGGGCGGCGCUCAGGAUGGCACAGCGGGAGCCGCCACCAACAGCUUCGGUGCGGCAGCGGGAGCCACAGGGAGCAACCUACCCAACUCCAGCAGCACGAUGGUCAACAUGGAGGGCGGGAAGGAGCUGGACGAGAGCCGCAAAGAGGUGAUUCGCAUCCUGAAGGAGCUGAAGCAGAAAUAUCCUGACAAAGAGCUGGACCAGCUGGUGGAGCUGGCCAACUACUACGCUCUGCUGCACCAGCAGAAGAGCAGAGCCUUCUACCGCGUCCAGGCGACUCGAAUGAUGAUUGGAGCCGGGAACGUCCUGAAGAAGCACGCCGCCGACCACGCGCGCCGCGCCGCCGCCACAGACGAGGAGGCGGCGGAGGAAGACGACCUGGCCGUCUGCAGCCACAUCUCGUUUGAGAGCGCCCACAGUCAGUGCAUGGAGAACUGCGGGACCCUCACUCUGGCCGUCGUCUGUCAAGGAGGCCUUGAAGAGAACACCUUCUAUGUGGACUACAGAACUGAGGACGGUUCGGCCAACGCCGGGUCGGAUUAUGAUUACAGCGAGGGAACGCUGGUGUUCAAACCCGGAGACACUCGGAAAGAGAUCAAGGUCGGGAUAAUCGACGACGACAUAUUUGAAGAAGACGAGCACUUCUUCGUCCGGCUGCUCAACCUGCGCAUCGGUGACGCCGAGGGGAUGUUUGAAAGCGACGAGGCGGGCGCCGCUCCCAAGGCUCGCCUGGUCGAGCCCCUGGUUGCCACGGUGACCAUCCUGGACGACGACCACGCCGGCAUCUUCACGUUCAGCGAGCGCACGUUGCGUGUGAGCGAGAGCGUGGGAACCAUGGAGGUGACGGUGGUGCGGAACUCAGGCGCUCGCGGCACCGUCAUCCUGCCGUACUACACGGAGUGCGGCACCGCCAAGGCUGGGGAGGACUACGAGGAGGCGCGAGGAGAGCUGGAGUUCACCAAUGAUCAGACCACUCAGACUCUGCAGGUGAGGAUAAUCGAUGAUGAAGAGUACGAGAAACACGAAAACUUCUUCAUCGUGUUGGAGGAGCCUCGCUGGCUGAAGAGAGGAAUCUCAGCUCUGCUGCUCAGCCAAGAUGGAGCGGAGGGGCAGAUGAGCGCUGAGGAAGAGGAGGCUCGCAGGAUAGCUGAGAUGGGGAAGCCCGUCCUGGGGGAGCACAGCCGCCUGGAGGUGGUCAUCGAAGAGUCGUACGAGUUCAAGAGCACCGUCGACCAGCUCAUUAAGAAGACCAACCUGGCGCUGGUGAUCGGCACGCACUCCUGGAGGGAGCAGUUUGUGGAGGCGGUGACGGUCCGAGCAGGUAAUGGCGAUGACGAUGAAGAGGGGCGGGAGGAGCGCCUCCCAUCUUGUUACGACUACGUCAUGCAUUUCCUCACCGUCUUCUGGAAGGUUCUGUUCGCCUUCGUCCCUCCCACAGAGUACUGGAACGGCUGGGCCUGCUUCUUUGUGUCCAUCAGCGUCAUCGGCCUCCUCACCGCCGUCAUCGGGGACUUGGCGUCGCACUUCGGCUGCACGGUGGGGCUGCGGGACACCGUGACCGCAGUGGUGUUCGUGGCUCUGGGGACUUCGAUUCCAGACACUUUUGCGAGCAAAGUGGCCGCCACACAAGACCAGCACGCCGAUGCGUCUGUUGGGAACGUUACCGGCAGCAACGCCGUCAACGUGUUCCUGGGGAUCGGCGUGGCGUGGUCGGUGGCCGCCGUCUACUGGAGAAUCAAGGGGAAGACUUUCAACGUGGACCCGGGGUCGCUGGCGUUUUCCGUCACUCUCUUCACCAUCUUCGCUUUCAUCUGCAUGGCCGUGCUCCUGUUCAGGCGCCGGCCCUCCAUCGGCGGGGAGCUCGGCGGCCCCAGAGUUCCCCGCCUCCUGACCAGCCUGCUGUUCUUCGGCCUCUGGUUCCUCUACAUCCUCUUCUCCAGCCUGGAGGCUUACUGCCACAUCAGUGGCUUUUAAAGAGGAACCCGCCAACGUUCUCGAAGAACACCGCACAGCAACACACACGGCCUCAAGUUCAUCUCAGCCCACACGGUUCGACAUGUCUACAGGGGCGCCGUGCAGCCCAGAUGCAUCCUGGUCUUUAAUGUAGAGCCGCUAACACACACGUCCAAACACACUUCAUGUACUCCUCAGCCCAUUUUAGGAAGUUCUGGGUUGUGAAGAAAAGUUUAUAUUUUUAUGGUCGGGAGAACAUUAGCAGUGAUGUCUGCUCUGCUGGUUUUGUUUCAGUCAGGUGGGUUCACGGUGCAGAAGCACGUUCAGACCCAACAACACAUCCAUCCAUGUCCCAUGAACGAAGGAGAAUCCCCUUUCUGUACGACAGAGUUUACAGCUUCAGGUUUUUACGUGGAGGAAGUGGAGCACAGUGUCAAAAUGUUUACACUACAUGUU
Molecule: messenger RNA, 3529 nt
Organism: Nematolebias whitei (Rio pearlfish)
Lineage: Eukaryota; Metazoa; Chordata; Actinopteri; Cyprinodontiformes; Rivulidae
Gene: slc8a2b
Product: solute carrier family 8 member 2b
Exons: 15
Coding region: 134-3094 (986 amino acids)
Biological process (GO): calcium ion import across plasma membrane; cell communication; sodium ion transmembrane transport
Cellular component (GO): axon; postsynapse; sarcolemma
Molecular function (GO): calcium:sodium antiporter activity
Source: RefSeq, a predicted model, not a curated record